Messenger RNA from Symbiodinium sp. CCMP2592, 900 nucleotides. Lineage: Eukaryota; Dinophyceae; Suessiales; Symbiodiniaceae. The record is from the annotation of a GenBank genome assembly.
AUGCAGAAGGAGUUCACCACCAUAAACAAGGAUGGGAAGACUGUGUGGGAGCCAGGCCUGCCUGCGACUGUCACGGCCCGGCGUCAGCAUCGGCCCCAAAAGGGGGCCCCCGUGGUGGACGAGGUGCCAGUGGCUUGCGACCUGCGCCUGACGCUGAAGAUGCCGGGCUCGAGCAAAGCGGAGUGGCUGGAGAAGGCCCUCAAAGCGAUGCCUGGCAAGGCGAAGGUGCAGGAUGUCUUCAACAUUAUCACCCAUCCGAAGUUUUCGUCUGGAGUUGCCGAGAAGUACGGCAAGCGGAUGCUUCAAAUUGUCGCAGAGAGCAUGGACUUGUUCUCUGACAAGCAGCGCAUCACUUUGUCAAGGUGCAAGCUGGUGGAGCUGUUUCAGCCCGGGGGUGCCGGAGAGGCCAAAGACGAUGACUCGGGGGACGAGACGCCCCCUGAGGCCCCGAAGAUGCCGAAGCGCCGAAAGAGGAGCCGUUCCCGCUCACAAAAGCGGAGGUCCCCAAGCCCUGCCAAAAAGCCUGCGCCGCAGAAUGCUGCAUCGCCAAGCAGAGGUCGCCCAGACAUCAGCAAGUCCAGGGAAGCGAACGAGGAGGAAGAUCCUGACUGGAAAGAGAGAUACAGGAAGCAGGAGGAGGACAAAAGGCGAGCAGAAGCCGAAAAGAAGGCUCAGCAAGACCGCGAAGCGAAGAGGAAGGCCAAACUUGGUGCGGCCUUCCAGCUGGAGGACGAGGAUGAUGCAGCGAACGCGAGAGCUCAGCUUGCAAGCAAGCUCAGCGGACGCAAGGAGGAGCUUCCCUCACUGGCUAUGGCCCGAGCCUCCGCGGGUCGCGAUGCUGAUCCUCGCUUCGUAGAGGCGAUGGGCGGGGACAAGCUCCUCCAGGAGGCAAAGGGAUGA